Coregonus clupeaformis (lake whitefish) is the source of this 3024-nucleotide messenger RNA. RefSeq names its product myotonin-protein kinase. Gene Ontology annotation, biological process: peptidyl-threonine phosphorylation; actomyosin structure organization. The record is from RefSeq and is a predicted model, not a curated record. Gene Ontology annotation, molecular function: protein serine/threonine kinase activity; ATP binding. Lineage: Eukaryota; Metazoa; Chordata; Actinopteri; Salmoniformes; Salmonidae. Gene Ontology annotation, cellular component: cytoskeleton; cytoplasm. The coding region runs from base 501 to 2417 and encodes 638 amino acids. The transcript has 15 exons.
GCUGGAGUCAGAGUUGGAGUAACUGCAUGCUUAACGGACGCCGUAGAGCCACAGGGAGAGAAAAGUAAGGUGGGGGGGAGAGAGAGAGACAGAGACAGAGACAGAAACAGAGAAAGAGAAAGACAGAUAGACUGAAAGAGAAAAGUAAAGAAGUGGUAGAAGUGAGACAAAAACAGAAACCAAGAGAGGGGGCCAAAGGGUAAGAGAGAGAGAGACACACACAUACACACACACUGUACAGCAUGAAGAACGAACAAAUGAGAGUGGAGUAGCGAGUGGAACAGAGCAAAGAGAGAGGGAUAAAGAGAGAGAGAAAGAGGGAGGGAGGGAGAAAGAGAGUGACAGACAGGGAGGAAGAGAGAAAAAGACGGGGCACUGUAAACUACAGGAAGCCCCAGUGUCAAACAAACAAGGGACUAGAAGAGCUCCAGUCCAGAACCAGCCACCAGCCUCCAGUCUCCAUUGACUUCAGGGAGUCAGGCCCUGCUCUGCUGGACAGCAUGUCGGCGGACCCUGGGCCUCGUGACUCAGACCUACUGCUGUUGGAACUCCAGGCCCCAGGGCCGGUGGGACUGCAGACACUGUUGGACCUGCUAGUGGGGGUGUACCAAGAGUUCCGUUUCUCACCCCUUGCCAGGGAGAAGUACGUUGCGGGCUUCCUGCAAUGGGCGGAGCCCCUGGUGAGGCAGGUGAAGAAGACGCGCAUCAAGAGGGAUGACUUCCACAUCUUGAAGGUGAUUGGUCGAGGGACCUUCAGUGAGGUGGCUGUGGCGAGGAUGCGUAGCACACAGCAAGUGUACGCCCUGAAGGUUAUGAAUAAGUGGGACAUGCUGAAGCGAGGAGAGACAGCUUGUUACCAGGAGGAGAGAGAGGUUCUGCUGAAGGGUGAUCGACGCUGGAUCACUGAGCUGCACUAUGCCUUCCAGGAUGACAAUUACCUGUACCUUGUGAUGGACUACUAUGUGGGUGGUGACCUGUUGACCCUGCUCAGUAAGUUUGGCGACCGUAUCCCUGAGGACAUGGCGCAGUUCUACCUGGCUGAGAUGGUCAUGGCCAUCGACUCCAUCCACAGGAUGGGCUAUGUGCACAGGGACAUCAAACCUGACAACAUCCUGCUGACGGCAGAUGGCCACGUCAGGCUGGGGGACUUUGGUUCCUGUCAGAGGGUCCAGGAGGAUGGCAUGGUGCACUCGUCCCUGGCGGUAGGCACACCCGACUACCUGUCCCCAGAGAUCCUGCGUGCAGUGGAGGGAGGGGGAGGCUAUGGCCUUGAGUGUGACUGGUGGGCUCUAGGGAUCUGUGCUUACGAGAUGCUGCAGGGGACCACACCCUUCUACGCAGAGUCCAUCUCUGAGACCUACGCCAAGAUCAUGAACUUCCAGGAGCACUUCGAGUUCCCCCCGUCUGGCCCCAAGGUUUCAAACAAGGCCCGUUCCCUCAUCAUGGGGCUGAUCUGCGAGAGGGAGGAUCGUAUGGGGGUUGGGGGCUCUGGGGACUUCAGGAGCCACCCUUUCUUCUGUGGACUAGAUUGGGGCUCCCUGCAUGAACUUCCAGCACCCUUCGAACCUGAAGUCUCCAACGCCACUGACACCUCCAACUUUGACGUGUUGGACGACUGCCUCAGUGAAAUGGAAACACUGAGUGACGUGAUGGACAGGGCCCCUAUCGGUGUUCACCUGGCUUUUGUUGGCUACUCCUACACAGCUACAAGACAGACAGGUGCCUUGGACCGCAGUUGUGACAUCAUGAUGGAGAUUGACCACCAGCGACAUUUAGGGUUGCCAAGCCAAAAUUUCCAGGACAAGCUGAGUCAGAUGUGGCAGCUCAGAGACGCUCUGACAUCGACUGCCAACCUGCCUGCCCUGCUUGAGCUCCCCCUAGCCUUGGAGCAGGGUACUGCAGAGUCCACUCACACCACGAUAGAGGAGGAAGAGGUGGAGACAGACCUGAAUUCAGGACUUGAUGAGGACCUGCACAGAAGGCUACAGGAGGCAGAGAAGAGGAAUGGAGAGCUGGAGAAAGAGAUGGAGAGACUGAGGGUGGAGAUCGAGGGCCUGAAGUCCCCCAAGGAGACAGAACUACGUGUCUGCCCGUCGUCUCUUUCUCUGCCUGCCCACUGUCUGGACAAUGCGAGUGUGGCAUGCUGUGCUGUGCUGUGCUGUGACUCGCACACAAAAAAAGACUGCAUCUGUACCCUGGCCUGCAAUCCUGUUCAGUGCCUGACUGUGAGUGUGUUUCAGGGGAAAAGAUCUCCCCCUGCCUGUCACUACCCGCUGGUGAUCCCUCUCCACCGCCACCUGCUGCUGUUCCACAGGGUGCGCUGGCCACAGGAGAGGACUGAGUCCUACCUGUUGGUGUGUGCGGAGGGGGGAGAGCCACAAGCCUGGGACAGACACUGCUGUGCUGAGAUCUCCUGAACCCCCCCCCAACUAUAGUGGGGAAUGACAGACUUAUCUAUUCCACCUAGGAGUCCUAUUACAGUAUCUUUGAAUGAGAGAGUUUUGAGUAUGGUGGGUGGGUGAUAAAGACAAUGGUACUCAUGGCACUGAGCAGAGUACUGGGGCAUAAAUAAACUGAGAGCAAUGGGGACAGCAGAAAUGGAAACUUCCAGGCAGUUGGACAGACAUGGGAAAGCUAAGGACUGUCACUAAAAGGAAUGAGGAGGUGGAAAGAAUCAAAUGAAGGACAUCUCCUCCUGGACUACCAAUUGCUGCCUGUGGCUGUCUGAGAGUCACAAUGUAUACAUUUAUAUCUCUGAGCGGACAGAGGUAAAAGCGAGCACUGAAAACAAAGAAGACACCAUAAGAAAAAGACAAACGAUGUGUCCUGUGCUAGCUAUUAUGCUGUCAAAAUGCUUUUGUAAAUACACCUUGCUGUUUGGUAAGCCAUUUUAAAUCAUAUAGGCCUAAAAUGUUCCUUUGGACAUUGAGGCAUGAAAGAGAAUAAUACUGGAUUUUGGUGAGAGAAACUGUAUAGAGUACCACAGUAUGAGUCAUAAUACCCAUAAAACCUAGUGGUCAAACA